ACCUCGUCGCAUUGAUUUCUGGGAGUUGUAGUCCCGACUUGUGCGAGCAGGCAUGGCUGCCUGCAUUGUAGCGGGGAAUGGGGGCACCUUGGGCUUAACCAAGAGCUUCCAAGCCUCUAGAGUACUGUUUACUGGGCUGGCGUCUGCCAUUCGCUGGCUCCGCUCUGGGCCCGCCCGGAAGCAGAGCAAUGGGCCUUCCGAGCCUGGCGCGUUCCAGCCGCCGCGGAAACCGGUCAUCGCGGACAAGCGCCGACCUUUGGGUGGGGACCGGAGGUUUUUGAGUCCUGAGUUUAUUCCUCCAAGGGGAAGAACAGAUCCUCUGAAAUUUCAAAUAGAAAGAAAAGAUAUGUUGGAAAGGAGAAAAGUACUUGACAUUCCAGAGUUCUAUGUUGGAAGCAUCCUGCGUGUUACCACGGCUGACCCCUAUGCCCCCGGAAAAACUAACCAGUUUCUGGGAAUUUGCAUCCAGAGGUCAGGAAGUGGACUUGGAGCUACUUUUAUUCUUAGGAAUAUUAUUGAAAGACAAGGGGUUGAGAUUUGCUAUGACCUGUAUAAUCCGCGAAUCCAUGAGAUCCAAGUGGUCAAAUUAGAGAAACGGCUGGAUGAUAGCUUGCUAUACUUACGAGAUGCGCUUCCUGAGUACAGCACUUUCGAUGUGAAUAUGAAGCCCGAAACACCGGAGUUUACCGGUGAAGUUCCUGUUAAUGAGCUAAAAGUGAAAAUGAAGCCCAAGCCUUGGUCCAAACGCUGGGAACGUCCAUAUUUUAAUAUUAAAGGAAUCAGAUUUGAUCUUUGUCUAACUGAUGAACAAAUGGAAGCAGCUCAGAAGUGGAGUCAGCCAUGGCUUGAAUUCGAUAUGAUGAGGGAAUACGAUACUUCAAAAAUUGAAGCUGGGAUUUGGGAUGAAAUUGAAGCAUCAAACAAGUCCUGAUUCUGAGAAGCAUUUGGUUACCUGAGGAAGAUGAAUUGGCUUUUAGGGGAUUUAUCCCGAAACCAAGUUAACUUUAUUUACAAGAACAUAAUCCUUAAAUAAACGAAGCAUUCUUUUUCUCAAUUGCUUUCCAAAAAAUGAAAUUUUCAUAGCAGUUUGUUACUGAAAAAUAAUAUAACUGCCAAAUGGUCCGGUGUUUGUUCGCUAAUUUGAGGCAAAGCUGGACAUGGAAGACAGCAUCAUCAGAAUGUACCUGAGUCAGCAUGGACUUGGACUAGACGAAGGGGUGGGAUGCUAUUUGGGUAUUGAACUCAUGACCUGUGCUCGUCCGGCAGGCACUUGUGCCACUGAGCUGGGAUGCUAAUUUUGAAUUGUGAAUUAAAUAAUUACGGAACAAA
Messenger RNA from Cavia porcellus (domestic guinea pig), 1329 nucleotides. It is a transcript of the gene Mrpl19, whose product is annotated as mitochondrial ribosomal protein L19. NCBI's taxonomy places the organism in Eukaryota, Metazoa, Chordata, Mammalia, Rodentia, Caviidae. Gene Ontology annotation, cellular component: ribosome; mitochondrial large ribosomal subunit. Gene Ontology annotation, molecular function: structural constituent of ribosome. The record is from RefSeq and is a predicted model, not a curated record. Gene Ontology annotation, biological process: translation. The transcript is spliced from 6 exons. Bases 53 to 931 code for a protein of 292 amino acids.